Grus americana (Whooping crane) is the source of this 1206-nucleotide messenger RNA. It is a transcript of the gene CNPY2, whose product is annotated as canopy FGF signaling regulator 2. The transcript has 6 exons. The coding region runs from base 20 to 712 and encodes 230 amino acids. Gene Ontology annotation, cellular component: endoplasmic reticulum. The record is from RefSeq and is a predicted model, not a curated record. NCBI's taxonomy places the organism in Eukaryota, Metazoa, Chordata, Aves, Gruiformes, Gruidae.
UCGGUCGCCGCCCUCUCCGAUGGGUCUUUCCGCGCGGCGGGUCGAGCGGAGGGGCGCGCCGGGACAGGCGGCGCCGAGGGCAGCCCCGGGGCAGCAGGCCGGGGCGGCGGAGCGGGACGGGAGAGCGGCGCGGUCACCCUGCAGCGGAGCUGUGAGGAUGAGGGGCUGGAUCCCACCCACGCUCUGCCUCGCCAUGGCCCUGGCUGCGCUGCUGCCCACAGCCUGCGCCCGCCGGAGCCAGGACCUGCACUGCGGAGCGUGCCGAGCGCUGGUGGACGAGCUGGAGUGGGAGAUCGCCCAAGUCGACCCCAGGAAAACCAUCCAGAUGGGCUCCUUCCGGAUAAACCCCGACGGCAGCCAGUCAGUCGUGGAGGUGCCCUAUGCCCGGUCAGAGGCACACCUGACGGAGCUGCUGGAGCGGGUGUGCGAGAAGAUGAAGGAAUACGGGGAAAAAGUGGAUCCGUCCACGCACCGCAAGAGCUACGUCCGGGUGAUCUCCCACGAUGGGACCAAGAUGGACCUUUCUGGGGUCAAAAUCGACGGAGAUGUGGCUUCUAGUCUGAAGUUUGCGUGUGAGAGCAUCGCCGAGGAGUACGAGGAUGAACUGAUCGAAUUCCUCUCCCACGAGGCUGACAACGUCAAGGACCGGCUCUGCAGCAAGCGGACGGACCUGUGUGACCACGCGCUCCACAUCCCGCACGACGAGCUGUGACGCAAACGGCAGGACGGUGCCAACCUGCCCCGGUGGCCUCGUGGGACCAGGAUGGCGCCAGGCUCCGGCCAGACGUCCCCUACCUCUUGGUUCACCUCCCCCCCGCUCCCCCCGCUGGGACAGGCAGACGUGCCGGGGAAGACGGUGGCUCCGGAGCCGGUGCAGACACCGCCUCGCCCCAUUUGGUGCUCUCGUCCUAUUUAUUCACUGUCUGUCCGCUGCAGCUGCGGUGCUGGGGGCACCGGGACACCAGCCCUGCUCCCCGAUGGGCCGGCUGUGGGGGCCAGGGCCACGUCCUCGUUGCUGCCAGGACAUUCCAGCGGGCAGGCUGCCAGCCGGGGACCUUCCUCUGCCGCUGCCGGGGGGACACCGGGGCUCAGCCGUCCCCACCGGGGCGAGGUGGUUGGGCAUCCGGGGCCAGUUUUGGGAACCCCCGUCCCUGCUGCAGGCAAUAAAGGGGCCGCGCGGUGGCCAUGCCGCGGGCCCACCCGAGG